Molecule: messenger RNA, 798 nt
Organism: Dibothriocephalus latus
Lineage: Eukaryota; Metazoa; Platyhelminthes; Cestoda; Diphyllobothriidea; Diphyllobothriidae
Source: the annotation of a GenBank genome assembly
AUGCAGGGCCUUGGGGCAGGCAGCUGGCCCCACAUUACAAUUAACUUACCAAAGAGCACGCCUCCGACUGACGUGAGAGGUGCUGAUGCCAUGCCUGCGUCACAUACUACUGAGGGAUAUCCGGCUCCUGCUUUUGCGGAAGGCCCUGGCGACGCCUCUAAAAUGUCACCCAUUCCAACGCCCAGUCCUACUUCACCGCGAGAAGGAUGGGGCCAGGGUGGUGCUUUAAGGUCACUUACUGCUGACCGAUUUCAGGCUCCUGCCUCACCGGAAAGCCCUGGCAACGCCUCUAAAUUUCCGCCCAUCUCAACGCCCAGUCCUAAUUCACCGCGAGAAGGAUGGGGCCAGGGUGGGGCUUCAAAGUCACCUACCUCUGCGGACUUUCCGGCUCCUUCUCUUCUGGAACGCACUGGCGGCGCUGGUAACAUGCAACCCACCUCAACUUCCUGCCCUACUUCACCGCGAGAAGGACACGGUCCGACUGGUGCUUUAAAGUCACCUCCCCUUCGGGACGUUCCGGCGCCUACAUUGCCAGAACGCCCUGGUGACGCUGGUAACGUGCAACCCAUCUCAGUGCCCAGCUCUAAUUCAUUGCGAGAAGGAUGGGGGCAGGGUGGUGCUCUAAAGUCACCUCCCGUUCCGGAAGUUCCAGCUCCUACUUUACCGGAAGGCCCUGUUGAUGCUUGCAGCUUCCCACCUAUCUCACCGCCCAGCUCUGGUUCCCCGCGAGAAGCACUUGGCCGAGCUGGUGUUUUUAAGGUAAUGAUUACUGCUGGGGUGUCACUGCACAACCUAUGA